UGUCAUUGUAGUUACUCUGCUGUGCAAAAGAUGUUUACCGGUAUCGCAAUAAACUGCUGGGUUGUGGAUUACCCGAGGAAAAACAUUCUUCUAGUCUGAACAGGCAAGGCAUAAUAAGAUGAGCUGCACUUACACUGAAGAUGAUGAAAGCACUGAACUGGAAUGUAAAAUCUGUUACCAAAAGUACAAUGGCCAUAACCGAAAGCCGAAGAUACUCGACUGUUUACACAGAGUAUGUGCAAGAUGUCUACACAAAAUCCAAGAUGCCAAUGAUAGUUCCCACUGCAUUACCUGCCCUUUUUGUCGCCAAGAGACAGAGAUCCACGAUGCUGAUAUUGAAAAUCUUCCUAAUGACACAAAUAUUAUGUGCAAACUUACUGCAAGAGACAAAGCACAGAAUUCAGAUUGCAGAGAGAUAGUUUUAACACCAAAGAGCUUGACUUCAUCCAAUUCAACCCUCAAUUCUUCUAACUGCUUAGUGAUUAACUUAAGGGAGGUCCAAAGGAAUUCUCCAAGAGGGCAUAUCACGACUUAUAACCACAGAGUUCACAGUCUUGACACCACAUCCAUUACAUCUCAAAGCAGAAUUGAUCAAGAUGUGUUCUCCAAAAUUUGCAACCGUGUGCCAAGGAUACUAGUGUGGCUGCUAGGUUUAUUCUAUUUCAGUUCACUGCCACUUGGAAUUUAUCUUUUGGUAAUCCAAAAAGUGACCCUCGGUAUUGUUUGUGUCAGUCUUGUUCCUUCCAGUUUGACGGUUUGUUUGGUUUAUGGUUUUUGUCAGUGCCUCUGUCAAGGUAUAUGUGAUUGCUCAUCAAGAAACUAAUAGCCACUAAAACAAAAUAUCGAUUUAUUCAGUAGCCUUAUUAAAUGUGUUUGAAAUGUUGGCUUGUCUUGGGACCAUGCAUCCAUAGGGAGUGGGAAAAUAAUUCCAAAUGCCUCUCAGGUUGUGGGUUUUCACUCCCAAGUGCCCUGGCUCCAAUUCUAAAGAACCACUUUAAUAUAGCACUUUUCACAAUCUCAGGAAUCCUAAAGUGCUUUACAAUUAACUAAUACAUUUAACGUGUAAUCACUGUUGUAAUGUAAAAAGCAUGGUAACUAACUUAAGACACAACAGACUCCCAUACGGUCCUUAAUGAGAAUUCUCGAAUAGAAGAUAUUCCUUUUUGCCCAUUACUACUUUCAGCACUUCGAUUAAUUUACUCCUCAAUCUUUCAAUCACAGUUAACAAAAAUCUUAAAUUAUAUAACUUGUCCUUAUAAAUGAACCUUUCAUUUUCAAUCAUGCUGGUGAACGGGUACCAAAACCUGAAUGCAAUGCCCUAAAUGGAUUCUGCAGAAGCAUCAGUUCCUCAUUUUGCAAUUCAACCUCUUGAGGUAAAAAAAUAACUUAGCCCCUUAAAAAACUCUUACUUUGCAAUUUAUUUAUACACAUGGUCAGCUCAGCCCCUUUGUUUCUGCACAGUUCUCACUAUUAAAAACAACCUAAUGUGACAUUCUCAGGUCCAAAUGAACAAAUUGGAUGAUAUCACACAUCCCACAAUUCAUUGCAUCUGCCAAACUUUUGCCUAUUCAAUUUGUGUGUUGUGGCCAGUUGUAAAUUCAUGUGCCUUCAAACUCUGUCACAAGUAAACUUUAAAUUUUGCAAAUACUAUUCUUUCAUCCCCUCAUACAUUAACAUACAUGAUGAACAAAUCUAGUUCUAGUACAAUUCCUUGGGGAACACCACCACUUGCAUUCAAAACAUCUUGCACACCUUGUAAUCAAAAAAUAGUUUUCUUAUUCUUGAUCUCCCAAGGUUUACAAUUUCCCAAAAAGGUUAUUGACCAAUAUCACAAGGUUAACUUUAUUUUCAUUUUCACUAAUAUUACUUGCCUAGAACUUUAGCAAAUGCCUUCUGAAUGACCAUAUAAACAACACCAAAAAGGCAUUUUCAGCUACUAUGUGAAUGCUCCCUCCUAUUAUUUAAGUAGGAUUAAUCAAAUUGCAAUAAAAACAGCAGAAACACUGGAAACAUGCAACUGGUCAGACAGCAUCCAAGAAAAGAGAAAAAGUUAAUGUUUCAGUUCAGAGAUCCUGUACCAAAAUUUCUGACAAAUGGGCCCACUACUGAAACUUUUAAGUGUUUCUCCUUCCAUAGAUUCUGCCUGCCCUGUUGAGUAUUUCCAGCAUUUUCUGUGUUUUAUCUCAGGUUUCCAAUAUCUGCAGUCAUUUUACUUCCAUUAAUGCCCCCCCAUCCAUUCCCCAUCCCCUUUUCCCUCUCUCACCUAUCUCCCGGCCUGCCCAUUGUCUCCCUCUGGUGCUCCUCCCCCCUUUUCCUUCUUCCAUGCCUUCUAUCCUCACCUAUCAGACUCCCCCUUCUCCAGCCCUGUAUUCCUUUCACCAGUCAACUUCCCAGCUAUUUACUUCAUCCCUCCCCCUCCCGGUUUCACCUAGUGUUUCUCUCUCCCCUCCCCCACCUUUUAGAUCUACUCAUCUUUAUUUCUCCAGUCCUGCAGAAGGGUCUUGGCCUGAAACAUCAACUGUACUUUUUUCCAUUGAUACUGCCUGGUCUGCUGAGUUCCUCCAGCAUUUUAUGUGCAUUGCUUGGAUUUCCAGCAUCUGCAGAUUUUCUCGUGUUUGUCAAGUAAUUUCCUUGAUGCUUUACAUUAUACAAAUACUUUGCUUGUUUCUUCAUUAUUCUUCAUUAUUCCAAAGGGUAGACAAAUAUUUUUAAUACUUAGCUUAGGUAAAGAACCAUUUAUCACAUUGCAUUUAAUUUUUGGCAGUGAGACAAAUAAUCAAAUCUGGAACAUUAUAUUUUCCUUCAUGAAUGAUGAAGAUAGACUGAUUUAUGAAUGAAG
Mobula hypostoma (lesser devil ray) is the source of this 2839-nucleotide messenger RNA. RefSeq lists its product as uncharacterized. The record is from RefSeq and is a predicted model, not a curated record. Lineage: Eukaryota; Metazoa; Chordata; Chondrichthyes; Myliobatiformes; Myliobatidae. The coding region runs from base 119 to 823 and encodes 234 amino acids. The transcript is spliced from 2 exons.